GAAGUUGGUUACUCAAACAGUCAGGGCCAAGAGCAAGCUCUGGGCUGGGGAGUACUGGAAUCUGGGCUCCCUUUAAACAAGUCAGCCCGACUCUGGCCAGAGCAGGCUUGUAAUAUAUCCUAUUCCUGCUUGGCAAAAAUAGAAUAGCCAGGAGAACGCGAGGACUGAGACAACUGUUCCUGUUUUGAAAGCUUCGGAAGGAUGUGGCUGCAGAUGGCAGCCUACUGAAUAGAUUGUAUUACUGUGUAAUGGGUCACAGCCCACACUUUGUAAACCACUUACCUAGAUGAAUCUGAGAAGGCAAUUAGCACUCUCAGGAGCCCAGAGAGCUGUCUACUUCUGAAUUAACACCUGUGGCCAAAGACUGAAGCCAAAAAAAAAAAACUUCUCUGAAUUUCCCUCUCCACUAAAAUGACCCCUUGGAACAAUGAACGACAGCUUCAAAGUGACAAGACACAGAUUCUCCUCAUCCUUUCAUCCCUGGCUUGGCACAAUGGUGAUACCAGUUUUAAAUUUGGCCAAGGUGUGGAUUUAAUCUGCAGAACUUGUUGAACACUUGUGUGCCUGUGUUGUUUAUGGGAGCUAGAAAAGAAAGUGAAAGGGCUGCCAGUUUCUCCAAUUGUUCCUCUAUGAUGUCAUCUACAUAUCAAGUUUCUGACAUAACAGAGGGAAAAGCCCACUAUUGGGUACGGUAACACUUUCCUUUCCAAAGGAUCCUCCUCUGGAGAUAGUGAGAGACUGAAACAGGGACAUCUCACCAAACUCUGUGAACUUUGCUCCACCUCUCCGCUUUGGUGCCUUCGCCUUGACAGAGCCUUGGUCCAGUAAGAUGAUCUGCCCACAGCUGGUCUCCUACACUUAGAACAAAUUGGAAGCAGGAGAACUUGGGGAAGGAAUUUGGUUUCACUAAAAAUAGCUGCAGUAUAGACCCUGUGACUUACCACUCCUCAGAACAGCCCGAUAUGAACUGAACGGGGUCCACUGGCCACUGAGAUUCUUCUCUAUUUGUUUUUUCUUGCCUGAAGCCCUUAAAUCCAAGGGGAACUUUAGGACUUGGGAGUACUUUGGCCCUGAUGCAGACUCUUGAAAACCUCGGAAACGCAUGGUGAUGAUAUGACCAAGAAUCUUCCUGGCUUCAGGAGUGCAUGACCGUUGACACUAAUAAAAACCAGGCCCUUUAAGCUUUGGUUAAUGGUGGGACCUUGCUUGCUCUUCACCACCAGGCCCACCGCAUCUCCACUUCUAAGGCGGCGGCAGCGGCGGCAGCGGGAGAAAAGCGGAUUCCGCCGGGAGCCACACUGAGAGCUCGCGGUCGCGACUUGCCGCCCUAAGCGCUCUCGCAAGUCCAGCCAGCUCGGCGAGGACUUCCUUCUCCUGGACGAACCUUGUCAAGCAAGCUGGGAUCUAUGAGUGGAAAGGUGACCAAGCCCAAAGAGGAGAAAGAUGCUUCUAAGGUUCUGGAUGACGCCCCCCCUGGCACACAGGAAUACAUUAUGUUACGACAAGAUUCCAUCCAAUCCGCGGAAUUAAAGAAAAAAGAGUCCCCCUUUCGUGCUAAGUGUCACGAAAUCUUCUGCUGCCCGCUGAAGCAAGUGCACCACAAAGAAAACACAGAACCCGAAGAGCCUCAGCUUAAGGGGAUAGUCACCAAACUCUACAGCCGACAAGGCUACCACUUGCAACUGCAGGCAGAUGGAACCAUUGAUGGCACCAAAGACGAGGACAGCACUUACACUCUGUUUAACCUCAUCCCUGUGGGUCUUCGAGUGGUGGCUAUUCAAGGAGUUCAAACCAAGCUGUAUUUGGCAAUGAACAGCGAGGGAUACUUGUACACCUCGGAACAUUUCACACCUGAGUGCAAAUUCAAAGAAUCAGUGUUUGAAAAUUAUUAUGUGACAUACUCAUCAAUGAUCUACCGUCAGCAGCAGUCCGGCCGAGGGUGGUAUCUGGGUCUGAACAAAGAAGGAGAGAUCAUGAAAGGCAACCAUGUCAAGAAGAACAAGCCUGCAGCACAUUUUCUGCCCAAACCACUGAAAGUGGCCAUGUACAAGGAGCCCUCUCUGCAUGAUCUCACGGAGUUCUCCCGAUCCGGAAGUGGGACCCCGACCAAGAGCAGAAGCGUCUCUGGUGUACUGAAUGGAGGCAAAUCCAUGAGCCACAAUGAAUCAACGUAGCCAGUGAGGGCAAAACGAGGGCUCUAUAACAGAACCUUACCUCCAGGUGCUGUUGAAUUCUUCUAACAGUCCUUCAUCCAAAAGUUCAGACUUAUCAGUGAGGUUUACCAAACACACAGGCAGAGUUCCCUAUUCUAUCUGCCAUUAUACCUUGUUAUCAUCCGUACUAAAGCCCCAUAAUUUAGAUUAAGCUUGUGCAAAAAGAAUGCCAAGCAUUAUCAAUGAACUAAACCUGGAAGAAGGACUGCCAAAUUUUCUCAUGAUCUCACCUAUACUUUGUGAAUAGAUAACAGAGCAAAAAUAUUUAACAGCACGAAUGCUGGUCAAUUUGCUUCCCAACUAAGAAAAUGUAAAAGACCACAGUAAUUAUUAACAAAACAAAACAAAACAAAACAACAAAGUUAACUGCUUAAAUGUUUUGUAGGGGCAAACAAAUUCUGUGAACUGUGCUGUUUUCUUGGCUUCGUGUUUUCUAUCUCUGCUUGAUUCAAAUGUACUCUUUACUUUCAUAUAGUGCAACUUUAUGGUUUCUGAAAAUUAAUGGUUCUAUUGACUCUAUCACUUAAUCCAAAUCAACCGAGGUCAGGGUUGAAUCUGAAUUGGCAUCUGAGACUCAGAGUAACGGCGUUCUUAAGGUUUUUCCUCUUUCUCCCUCUCCUUCCUACUGUCCCUCUUCCUCUCUCUCCUUUUUCUGUUGUCAAUUAGAACUGUAGCAUUCUGGUCAAGUUCUUGUGCUGUACUUUGUGCGUAGAAAUUGAGUUGUAUCGUCAACCCCAGUCAGUAAGAUAAGUUGAAACAAGAUUAUCCUCAAGUGUAGAUUUCUCUUAAUUCCAUUCGUGUAUCACGUUAAUCUAUUGUUGUGGCUUCUUGUGUAAAGACAGGAACUGUGGAACAGUGGCAUUGUCUUUCUCGUGUUGUUUAAAUAAGAAAUGUCUCAUCUGUACAUGUAAAAGUCCUUCUGUCAUUGGAUUUGGCACGUGAACAUUGUGUACAAGACAAUGUUAAGACUGGUUCCCCCUAAACAACAUAUAUUAUACUUGCUACUGGAAAAGUGUUUAAGACUUAGCUAGGUUUCCAUUUAGAUCUUCAUAUCUGUUGCAUGGAAGAAAGUUGGAAUCUUGGCAUAGAGUUGCAUGAUAUGUAAGAUUUGUGCAUUAAUAAUUGUUAAACUCUGUGUUCCAAAAGUGAACAUAGCAUGUACAGGCAGUUUUCUGCCCUGUGCAUAAAAAGUUAAAAAAAAGUUGUUUAAUAUUUGUUGUUGUAUACCCAAAUACGCACCGAAUAAACUCUUUAUAUUCAUUCAAAGAAAAAAAAA
Messenger RNA from Rattus norvegicus (Norway rat), 3489 nucleotides. The record is from RefSeq and is a predicted model, not a curated record. NCBI's taxonomy places the organism in Eukaryota, Metazoa, Chordata, Mammalia, Rodentia, Muridae.